Molecule: messenger RNA, 1694 nt
Organism: Hippocampus zosterae (dwarf seahorse)
Lineage: Eukaryota; Metazoa; Chordata; Actinopteri; Syngnathiformes; Syngnathidae
Gene: bdkrb1
Product: bradykinin receptor B1
Exons: 1
Coding region: 543-1613 (356 amino acids)
Biological process (GO): G protein-coupled receptor signaling pathway; immune response; neutrophil chemotaxis
Cellular component (GO): membrane
Molecular function (GO): bradykinin receptor activity
Source: RefSeq, a predicted model, not a curated record
CAGUUGUCAAAGUCGAGGUCCGGGGGCCAAAUCUGGCCCGCCACAUCAUUUUAUGUGGCCCGCAAAAGCAAAUCAAGCAUGUCAAGUUGCAUGAUGCUUGCUGAAGUCUGAACCAACAUUUCAAAUUGUCAUAUGUAAUCCACGUUAACAGUCAUUGUUCUUGACUUCUGUUUUUAAAACGAGUUCUUCAUCAAUUUGUUGUGCAUUCUGUAUGUAAUAUGUGGAGGCGAUUAAACAUUCAUAUGGUUUCCCAAAAUUCAUAACGGCCCUUCAAGGGAAAACGUUACAACAAUGUACUCUGUCACAAAAAUGAGUUUGACAUCCCUGCUUUAAGUCAAUGAUGUUUAACAUUGAUUUGAGUUUUAAAUUCCACCAUAGUUUGUAGCAUUUUUAUGGUUUAAACUAUUAAUAUAAGCGGUUGUAAACAUUUUUAGGGUACCUUCAGUUACUCGGGUUUUGUCACUUGCGGGAGGGCUCAGUCCGCAUCACGGCAAAUUACUGUACUGUUCAACAAUUGUGUGUGUUUUGUUGUUGCGAAGACGAUGGAUUCGGUGACACUUCAGCCGGAGGCAGCUCAGUGGGCUGAAAACAGCAGCCUUUCAAAGUCCCUCACAUCUCUGGAGUUCGUCACCGUGCGCACCAUCGUCCCUCCUUACAUCAUCACCGUGUCUGUGGUGGGCCUCGCCUUGAACGCCUUCGUCCUGUGCGUGUUUUUUGCGCACAAGGAUCGCCUGACGGUAGCUGAGGUCUACCUGGGCAACCUGGCUUUGGCCGACUUCGCUCUUUUGUGCGGCCUCCCCUUCUGGGCCGCCAACAUCCUCAACAGUUUUGACUGGCCGUACGGCGACGCCUUGUGCAAGCUGGUCAACUGCGUCAUGACAGUGAACCUCUAUACCAGCGUCUACACCCUUGUCAUGAUCAGUGUGGACCGCUACCUAGCGAUCGUGAGGACCAUGAAGGCGAAGUGGCUUCGACGGACGCGGUACGCCAAGGUCGUAUGCGUGUUCCUCUGGAUAUUCGGGCUCUCACUCAGCACGCCGACCAUGCUGCACAGAAAGGUGAUGUACUUUGAAGAAUUCCAGAUGACUGCCUGCAUUUUGGACUACAGCCACGGUAGCUCGUGGAAGUUAGCCAACCAAGUUCUGCUGAACGUCAUCGGCUUCGUCGUCCCGACUCUGGUGAUCGUCUCCUGCAGCAGUUCUAUCGUCAAGGCUUUGCGACGGAGAAUAGAAAGCGUUGGACUUCAGGAUGUUAAUGACACGAAGGCCACAGUUCUGUUGUACGCCGUCACGUUGCUGUUCAUCCUUUGCUGGGGGCCCUACCAGGUCUUCACCUUCCUCGACACCCUCUGCGACAUCCACGUGCUGGACGUCACAGUAUGGUCUCAUUCUCUGGACGUAGGGGGACAGGUCUCGGCUUAUCUCGGAGUCCUCAACAGCGCUCUCAACCCUGUGCUCUAUGUCCUCUCUGGGCAAUACUUCAGGAAGAAAGUUAGUUCUAUUUAUAGACGGGCUCUGCGUACUCGUCGAGGAUCAGACAUGACCACCUAUCAGCGCUCCGUCGCCUCCACUUACAUUCACAGACCUGAGCAGAUUAAACCUGUUGUCAUUUAGGACGAUGAAAAAAUAUAUAUUUAUAUCUGCAUCAAUUGUUGAAUGAUGUCAUGGCAUACUAUAAUAUGCUAUGGUGUGAUU